This is a messenger RNA of Vigna unguiculata (cowpea), 2197 nucleotides long. RefSeq names its product glycosyltransferase family 92 protein RCOM_0530710 pseudogene. Lineage: Eukaryota; Viridiplantae; Streptophyta; Magnoliopsida; Fabales; Fabaceae. The record is from RefSeq and is a predicted model, not a curated record.
AAUAACAGGUUAAGGUAUUUUAACAGAAAAGAUUGACAUAAGAAAAUUGAGAUUUAGUUCUUACCAAAAAUAUGAAUUGGCAGCCAUCAAUAUCAGUCUACCUCCUCUGUGAAGGAGAGUAGUAGUGGAGAAGACAUUCAAUUUGUUUUAUGGUGAGGGAAGAGUGCAGGAGAAUACAUUCAUGUAUCCCUUCUUUUCUUUUUCUCUGUUCUGCAUUCUCUUCUCCAAAACAUUCACACCUUUAACGAUCUUCUACCCUAAUGGAUUCAUCACCAGAACAACCUCGUAAGAGGAAACACAAGCUGCCGCAAAGAUCAUUUUUCCUCUACUUCUCCUUCUUCCUCUUCAUCUUCUUCUUCUGCUCCUCACACCACUCCUUUUACUCUCACCCCUCCCUUCCCUCCUCCACUCUCAACCUCCCAACACCCCUCCGCGUCCACCACCGUAUACUCUUCCCCGAUCACCUCCUUCUCACGCUCUCCGACCCCAAAAUCCUCCCUUCUCACCAACUCCACUGCGUCUACCUCCUCAACGCCUCACCCAAUCCGCUUCUCCUCCCGCUUCUCUCCACGGACCGCUAUGAUGAAUUCCGCUCCAUAGCGCGCUGUCCGCUCCCCCCUACAAAUUUCUCCGCCGUCGAUUUGACCUGGCGCGGCAUGGACCGUCACCGCCCGGCGAGAGCCACGCCUCACAACUGGGAGAAGUUAGCGUACGAGGCCUUUCUAGACAACGGCACCGUGGUGGUGUUCGCCAAAGGGCUAAACCUCCGUCCACACAAGGUUUCCGACGCGGCCUUAUUCCGGUGCCACUUCGGGCUUCCAAACGGUGCGUUUCUGUUAACCACGAAAGCGGUAUCGGUGGCCCAGGAAGUCGUGCGGUGCGCGCUGCCGCAGAGUAUUCAGAACAACCCCGAGAAGGGUCGAGGAAUAAGCGUGAGCGUGAGCCACGUGCGGGGCGGGGGUGUGAUACCCUCCGUGGCGAGAAUCGGCGGCUGUGAGAAAAAGGGCCGAGUGAAGGAGAAGAUGUCGGAACUGUGCGCGUGCACGAUGGUGUGGAACCAGGCACGUGCGCUGCGCGAGUGGGUGAUGUACCACGCGUGGCUGGGUGUGGAACGGUGGUUCAUAUACGACAACAACAGCGACGAUGAGAUCGAUGAGGUGGUAAGAGAGCUUGAGGAUAAAGGUUACAAUAUUAGCAGAGUGACAUGGCCUUGGGUUAAAAGCCAAGAAGCAGGGUUUUCGCAUUGUGUGGUGAGGGCGAAAGAGGAAUGCAAGUGGGUGGGGUUCUUCGACGUGGAUGAGUUUUUCUACUUGAACGAAAUGCGACGGAAUGGUCUGAGAUCAAUGGUGGCAAAUUUCUCGUCUUGGAACUCCGUUGCGGAGAUUAGGACAGGGUGUCAUAAUUUCGGUCCUUCCGGAUUAACGACGCACCCUAAACGGGGAGUGGGCGUAGGGUACACCUGCCGGGUUAGGAGUCCGGAGCGGCACAAGUCAAUUGUGCGGCCUGAUUUGGUUGAUGUUAGUCUUCUGAACGUGGUGCAUCAUUUCGAGGUGAGGGAAGGAUUUGAAGCCGUAAACGUUCCUCCUUCCGUUGCGGUGAUAAAUCACUAUAAGUACCAGGUGUGGGAGACUUUUAAGGCUAAGUUCUUGAGAAGGGUUGCAACCUACGUGGUGGAUUGGAAGGAGGAGGUGAACAUUGGAUCGAAGGACAGGGUCCCUGGACUGGGAACCCAAGCGAUUGAACCAGGUGAUUGGGGGUUGAGAUUUUGUGAGGUUUGGGACACCCGUCUCAGGGACUUCCUUCUGUCUAAUUUUUCUCAUCCCCAAACAGGGUUGUUGCCUUGGGAAACCACUGCUCGAUAGUCUCUGCACCCAUUUUCUUAUUAUUUAAUUAUUGUUACAGGGGUUUAUUUCUUUGGAGUGAUGAUGACACGUGAGAUAUAAGAUCAUUAGAUUAGUGGAUAAGCACUGUGUGAACUCCAUGUUCUGAAAGGAAGAGAAAGAAAGAAUAUAAAAAGAGUAGUUUGGUGGUAUAGGAUGAGGAAUUGUAUUAUACGAUAGACAGUCAGGUAUUGUACUUUUGGAAUUUCAUGUUUUGUUGUUGGGAUAGCUUCUAAUCACUGGAAUUUUCGAAAUGAAUUUAUAGAUAUGAAAGAUGCUCACUACAUAUAUAAUGUAGCAACUGAAGCUUAAGCAUA